UGGAGAACUUGCUGUUGUUUUAUUCUUGACUUAUAUCCGCUUGUUCUUCAUAUAAGGUGCAUCAAAUGAACUGUGGUGCUUUGACGACCCUCUGUGGUUUAGAUGUUUGUGAACAAAACAGGCCUGACGUGUGCAGAGUUCACCGAGGUGGGCUGUGGUUGGUAUAAACAUAGACUCAAGAUGCUCGCAUGUUCCUGUGUGAUGGACAGACCGGAUGAAGAUGACUCUGCUUCUGAUUCCACUGCUCUUGCUGUGUGCUGCAGUCGGACUCGCCACACCACAGACGUUUACUGGAACUGAAGGAAGAGACAUCACCUUCAAAUGUCAGUUUAAAGUUAAAGGAAAGUGGAAGGUCUUUUGUAGAAACGACUGCAACACAAAAGAAAACAGACUGAUUGAGACUUCAGGCCACAUCCACCAGAACGACAGAUACAGAAUACGUAGCAGAAAACGCUCCAGUCCUCAAAUCAUCAGUGUGAGGAUCAGAAAUGUGAGACUGUCUGACACCGGGCGCUACAUCUGUGGUUUGGAGGACUGGGUUGGAACAAUAAAAGCAAACUAUGAGUACAAAAAUGUUUUCAUUCAAGUCCUCAGAGCAACACCUCCUGUUCCUGCUCCUGCUCCUGUUCCUGCUGGUGUUGUUCCCUCUCUCCACACUCAGACCUCCUCCAGUCCUGAGCAGCAGGAGCUCAGCACCACUGCAGCCGCUGGUUUAAGCUCUUCCUCCCUGAGCUCCUCUGAGAGCUCCUCCAGUCCCUCUGAGCAGCAGCAGCACACUUCCUCUGUGUCCUCUGGUGUACUGCUGUCUGUGUGUGGGGCUGCUGGGCUGAGCCUGCUCUUACUCACUGUGUUUAUCCUUUACGCCAAAAAGAGACGCACUCACUCACAAGAAGCAGCCGAGGGCACAGAGCGAGCUCACACACAGAUGGAAGCCUGUGUGGACGUCACAUACGCUGAGGUCCGUUUUAGGAGUCAACGUAGCGCCCCCCGGUGUCAGACUGAGGCAGUGAUCGCUCAGGUGCCUCAGGUCGAGACUGAAGAAGCUUCUCUAAAUGUGGCCCUUGAUGAAAAAAGUUUGGACACCCCUGCAGUAGAUGAUUUUACAUCAACUUGCCGACGGACUGAAGAUGGAAAUGAGCCACGUUGGCUAUAAUAUUUACAUAUUUACAUUACAUUAGAACAAACUAUAUGUCUCUCAUUUCAUCUUUGGACUUUGUGGAUUUUGGCAAAUUAUGAAAAACCACUCAAAAUCCUAAAUUGAUCUUAAAUUGACUAAAUUGAUAUAUCUUAUAAAGUUAUGAAGACAGAAAUAUAAAAUUGGCACCAAAAGAUGCACAACAGCAACAUUUAUAUUCAACUUUCUUUCUUUUUUUCAUCAAGUUAUCUGAGAAAAACUGAUUUUUCUUAUGGACGCCGUUAGGAUGGAACUUAAGAGACUUGGUGGA
Messenger RNA from Boleophthalmus pectinirostris (great blue-spotted mudskipper), 1445 nucleotides. RefSeq lists its product as uncharacterized. The coding region runs from base 215 to 1153 and encodes 312 amino acids. The transcript has 8 exons. NCBI's taxonomy places the organism in Eukaryota, Metazoa, Chordata, Actinopteri, Gobiiformes, Gobiidae. The record is from RefSeq and is a predicted model, not a curated record.